Messenger RNA from Oncorhynchus gorbuscha (pink salmon), 6188 nucleotides. Its product is annotated as nuclear receptor ROR-alpha A. The record is from RefSeq and is a predicted model, not a curated record. Gene Ontology annotation, molecular function: nuclear receptor activity; zinc ion binding; RNA polymerase II cis-regulatory region sequence-specific DNA binding. Gene Ontology annotation, biological process: regulation of transcription by RNA polymerase II. The coding region runs from base 178 to 1758 and encodes 526 amino acids. The transcript has 12 exons. NCBI's taxonomy places the organism in Eukaryota, Metazoa, Chordata, Actinopteri, Salmoniformes, Salmonidae. Gene Ontology annotation, cellular component: nucleus.
CGCUGCGGAUGGACAAUCAAAUCUUCACACCCACCUCUAGAUACACUCGCAUUUUUUCAUUUCGUAGUUCUACUUCUACUCUAAAAUAGAUAGCUAGACGGACUCUCGCGGCUCACAAAUCAUAGAAACUUUUCGUGAAAUACUAGCAAUAGUUUAACAGUAAAUCUGAAAUUCAACAUGGAGUCCCCUCCAGAUCCAGCAAGCGACCCGGGCAACAGCGCCUCUGAGUCGGCUACACCGGCCAGGGAAACCCCGGUAAACCUAGAGACGCUCCGAAAAGCAGAACAUCCAGCCCCUGUUCGAAGGCAGACCUGUUCAAGUACCAACAGAGGUGGACUCACGAACAAGCAAGGUAUUUCAGUAACAAAGAAGACACAUACCUCUCAAAUCGAAAUAAUUCCCUGCAAGAUCUGUGGAGACAAAUCAUCAGGCAUCCAUUACGGUGUGAUAACAUGUGAGGGCUGUAAGGGCUUCUUCAGGAGGAGUCAGCAGAGCAAUGCGGCCUACUCAUGCCCCCGUCAGAAGAACUGCCUGAUCGACCGCACCAGCCGCAACCGCUGCCAGCACUGCCGGCUGCAGAAAUGUCUGGCAGUGGGCAUGUCAAGGGACGCGGUGAAGUUUGGGCGCAUGUCGAAGAAGCAGCGGGACAGCCUGUAUGCAGAGGUGCAGAAACACCGGCUGCAGCAGGCACAGCGUGACCACCAGCAGCAGCCCGGCGAGGCCGAGCCACUCACACCCACCUACGGCCUCUCGGCCAAUGGCCUCACAGAGCUCCACGACGACCUCAGUGGCUACAUGGAUGGCCACACCCCCGACGGCAGCAAGCCCGACUCAGCAGUCAGCAGCUUCUACCUGGACAUCCAGCCCUCCCCUGACCAGUCCGGCCUGGACAUCAACGGCAUCAAGCCCGAGCCCAUCUGCGACUUCGCCCCCGGCUCAGGCUUCUUCCCCUACUGCUCCUUUACCAACGGAGAGACAUCCCCCACUGUGUCCAUGGCUGAGCUAGAGCACCUGGCCCAGAACAUCUCCAAGUCUCACAUGGAGACGUGUCAGUACCUGAGAGAGGAGCUGCAGCAGAUGACCUGGCAGGCCUUCCUGCAGGAGGAGAUGGAGAGCUACCAGACCAAGCCCCGAGAGGUCAUGUGGCAGCUGUGUGCUAUCAAAAUCACAGAGGCCAUCCAGUACGUGGUGGAGUUUGCCAAGCGGAUCGACGGCUUCAUGGAGCUGUGUCAGAACGAUCAGAUAGUGCUGCUGAAAGCAGGCUCUUUGGAGGUUGUGUUUGUGAGAAUGUGCCGUGCCUUUGACUCUCAAAACAACACAGUCUAUUUCGAUGGAAAGUAUGCUGGGCCUGAUGUGUUUAAGUCAUUAGGCUGUGACGACUUGAUCAGCUCCGUCUUCGAGUUUGGGAAGAACUUGUGUUCUAUGCACCUGUCUGAGGAUGAGAUUGCCCUGUUCUCCGCGUUCGUGUUGAUGUCUGCAGACCGGUCCUGGCUCCAGGAGAAGGUGAAGGUGGAGAAACUCCAGCAGAAGAUCCAGCUGGCACUGCAGCAUGUCCUGCAGAAGAACCACAGAGAGGACGGCAUACUCACCAAGUUGAUAUGCAAGGUGUCAACACUGCGAGCGCUGUGCAGCAGGCAUACAGAGAAGCUGACGGCUUUCAAAGCAAUAUACCCAGACAUUGUGCGUGCCCACUUCCCCCCCUUAUAUAAGGAGCUCUUUGGAUCGGACUUUGAGCAGUCCAUGCCCGUUGACGGGUAGCCAGCAGCCUUGCCAGGUGCCAGCGUGGCCACCGUGGGGAAUGUCAUGGGGAGCAUGAAUCUGAGACACUUUAACGGUGCCCUGCACAUACCAGGACGGCCGGCACGCUGCACACUUUUCUUUCUUUUUUUUCUUGAGGGGAGGGUUGUGGGUGUUUGAUUCUCUCCAUUUAUUUCAUUGGGAUUAGUCGUCUCUGUUUGGAACCCAGGUGGGACUCUAAGCCCCAGGGACAUGAAGAGAAGUUGGAGACAAUGCUUUCUCUCUGGAUGAACUUGACUCUCUCAUGCACAUCAUUCCAGCAUGUUCCCAGGAUGUCUCACACUGAUUAGCACUCAUUGUUUUGACUUGUUUCUACAAAAUAGAAUUGACUGUAUAGAGAAAAUGAUAUUGAAUUUGGCUAUGCACAUGCCUAACCUGAAAAUCCCCUCAGCACCAAUGAUCUGGCUCUCCACCUCCCCUCUGGAGCUCCAAUGUCCAAUGUCUUAUUGCAUUGGAAAACAGAUCCAUGUCAAUAUUUAUUUGUUAUUAAAUCUAUACUGUAUCAUAUACCCUAAUGAAGAUAUCUGUCUGGGCAUGUGUACCCUCCAUUAAUCCUUGGUAAAGAUCACGUUAGAAUCUCCUAAUGGAAAUGUAUUGCUGCUAAUGUGCAUGUCCUGGUCAAGUUCAGCCCCUGUUCUCCUGUGUUCAGUUGUACGUUUGGAAUGCAGUGCUUAGAAUGAAAACUCGCAGUGACUUUGAGAGAGGCUCCGUCUGCGUGGCAAUGUAAACGGCACCUCUCUAUGGACAAUCGUCUAAAAGGAAAAGUAGAAUUCUGGUAAUUCUAGUCAAAAAGCAAUGAUUUUAGCUGUCAAAGACUCCAUCCAUCAUGGUUGCUUAGAGAAAUCAUGCAAGGCCAUCUGCUAUUGAACCUUGUGUGGACAGAUGCCCUGGAGAAACAUUGGGCACCGCCACAACGAUAGGGAGAGAUCCCACCUGUUUUAUAAUAUACUACAGGGUAAUACGGUCAUAAGUACUUACUAUACAAAAAAAGUCAUGUUUAUAGAUUCUAUUUUAAAUAACAUGUAUGAAAUUAGUAGUCUGACUUCUUAAUUGUUGAAUUGAUAAGGCACUUUUAUUUGCACCUUUCUUUAAUUUAAGACGUGUAUAUUACCUAGUGAUGUGUUGCAUGUGCACAAGAAAUACCAGUUGAACCAUGGUCACAGAGGCUUGUCCUUAGAGCUGCAGACACUGCUGGUCUGGGUGGGGGUUGGUUUGUUUAGGUUGGGUUAGUUUGGUUAGUUUGGGUUUGCCUGUGAGAUGGCUAGCAUGGUAUGGUCUGUAGAGGCAGGCAGGUCACAUUCACCCCAUCACCUAUUAGCAUAACACCCCCGACACACAUGCAUACAAUCUCAAACAAAAGCACACAUGAACCUGGUACUCAAGCUGUUUGCUCGUUUGUGCUCAGUCCAACGUCUCCAUCUAGUGGAGAGUAGCGACACAGCAGGCCAGGUGAUGGAGGUCUUCAGAAAUAUAAUGCCUAUGAGAGAGCGGUCCACACACAGCCCUCUCUGACCAGCUGUUGAUCCAUCUUGUUAGCCUCACACAUAAGCAUGUUUGUGGAGGAGUGAUUGUGACUGUCUCUUCCCUAAGGCCUCUGCCCAGCUAUGACAUUUGUUAUGGGACAGAAAAGGAAAGGGGAAGAAGGAAUUGUAAUAUUCAAAGCCUUGUCUGGUAGUAAAGCUUCUAUUUUUGUAACAUGUAUAGUGAAUUAAACUCAUGAAAGAGAGGGGGAGAGAAAGAGAAGUCAGGUAGCACUUACUAUAUUCCCGCAAUAAUUAGAGAAGCUGUUGUUUGUAGUGUAUGACUAGGAAAGAAACAUGACAAUGGUAGAACAAGUGCUAUCGUCAAUGCUUCGUUGUCGUGGUUCUGUUUUUAUUUUGUGUGUCUUUCUUGUCAGUGUGGUAGACAAGCGGUAGAAAAAAAAACCUGGAUGUGCCAUACAGUAGUUUCUGCUCCUGCGUUGCCGUCUACCUGUCCAUAUGGAUUGAUCUGACAUUCCAAAAAACUCAGUGGUGGCUUGUAUAGAAUUCCCAUUAUAAUCCUGAUAUCCCUUUAGAUUACCCAACACAGCAUGGUUACAGUUUUGACACAACCCUUACCAUAGUGGUUUGGUUUGUUUUUCUGUUUGCACACCAUGAUUCCUCUGCUGUGCAAUGUGUACAAGACAGAACGUCUUGUGUUGUCACCCCUCAGGGAAGAGUUGUUUCACGCUUUCUGUUUGAAAUUGUUCCUGUUGUGUUGUUGGUCCUCAUUAGGUAGAGUUCAUGUGUUGUUCAGGGAUGUUCGAUAAUAAGUGGUUCAGAAGAACAUGUAGAAUUCAUUGCUGAGUCAUAUUUCCCAUUGCUGAUGGACAGUACUUAAGGCGCUGUUGGCUAAGCACCAGAAAUUCUAACUAUGCCCUAGAAGUCAAGCUCAUAAUAAACACAAACUUUAUUUUCCCAUUUUUACAGUCAGUUUUCCCAUUGGCCAUACAGAACAUGUUUUAUUUGAUAUGCAGUUUAUUUAUAUUGCAUACAAUUCCAAUAAUAACAUACUACAUUUGGACUAAUAUGGUGUCACCAGGGUCAAUGUCACCAACUUAUGAUUACCCUCUUUGUUAGAUAAACCAAAUAUACUUACGCAAUAUUAAAUAUUUCUUCUUUAGGCUGUAUUAAUGCUGUACCUAAGUAAUAAUCUCUGUAAUGGUCCAAAGUUAUUUGGAUAUGUAUUGGUCUAGGUGAAAACCAGUAGCCUCAGACUACUAACCAGUGAAACCCAGUCUGUCUCAACCAGUGAUUGACAAUCCAGGUGACAGUGGGCCUGGCCUGUGGCCCAGUGGGAGAGAUAUGGAUGCUCAGGGAGUUAACAGACAGACAGAAAAAGACAGACAGACAGGGGAAGCAGCAUAUUCUCAGCCAAGAACUAUGUGGUAGCUUUGUGCAACUAUUACGGGUUUCUGCCGGGAAGCCACUAGAGUGGAAUCCCAUUUCCUGAAACACAGAUGUCAUUCUCUGUCUCUAUAUCGAUCAAACUGGUCCUAAAUUAAAGGUCUCUUUGUCAAGCAAUUGCAGCAUCAACCCAGAACAAAAAGCAGCCAUUUCUUACCACUUUCUGUUCACUGUGUUGUUAUGUCCUUAUUGUCUAUGUUCCGUAUACAGUUUGUUAGCCGUAUUGAUUAGACAAUGGGGAUAAAUCUGAGGCAUUGGAUCCUUUGUGUCUGUGACUCUUUCAACAAACAUCUCUGCACCCACAUGGUGUGGGAGGAUAAGUCAUCAUGCAUGCUGUCAUUUGAGACAUGGUUAGCAAAGGAUCACUGAGUCUGCUAGUCUAUCAAUGUAAAUAACACCUUAUGCUCCUUCUGUCUCUGCUCUCUGUGGCACUCGUGUAAACAAGCAAUAGUGUGCGUGUGUGUAAGUGUGUUUGUUUACUCACUGUGUGCAUAAGACAAACCCCAGACAAGGCUUUUUAAUAAACUAAGAGGAACAGGGUUAUGCGGAUGAGGAGUCUUAAGGCUUAGUGUUCCCUGGAUUUGAAAGGUUUCGGUAACACUGAGAUUGAUCCAUCCCGUGUAGCGCUCAAGUGUUAUAAGCAUGACAUAAUGCCUCUAUACAAUUUAUAGUCCUUCAAAGUGCACUGGGGCAAAUGACUAACCACUCAGUCAUAUGUGUUCAGUGCAGAACAAUUGUUAUGAAAAGAGACAGCAAACAACUCACCAUUCCGCUUGUCAUACGUGUUAUGUUGAUGCUUUGACUGCCUGAGGCAUGGGACUCCUAUUUAUUUGCCAUAGAAUAUAGAUUGUAAUGAUAGGUGUAAUGUCAUGUUUACAACUGUGCCGUCUUUUGAAGUUUUAAAGUGUUACCCAGAUCUAUCAGUCAAUUUCAUAGCAUUUUAACAAUACUCUCAUCUUCCAAAGCACAUCUGAUACAGUUUUAAGAUAACAAUACAUUUUAGAAUAUAGUAAAAAAAAAAAACACAAAAAAAAUGUUUUUGGAAAAAAAAAACUUCUAGCCAUAAACGAAUGUCAAGCAAUAAUAUAUGUGGUGUAUUAUUUGUUAUUUUGUGCUUAGGCUUUGGACAUCUGCAUGUAAAUACACCUCUAAUUUAUCACUUUUGGUUUUAAUUUGUGUUAUUUUGUUCUGGUUGUUUUUGUUUCGUCUGUAUAUUUGACUGGUUCUGUUCCCAGGUGGAGGUUAACAACCACAUAUGGCCUGGCCUGUAUAUAUUCAUUUAUCUCUCUUUCUCUCUCCCUCAUCAUCUGCUUUUAUUCCACAAUAUUUAAUGUUAAUUAUUGAUCACAUGUAUAAAGGUAACUUUGUAACUUCAUUCUGUAUAGGUAAGAAGAAAAUACUGCUACUAAGGCCUACUCAGUGCAAAUAUGUAUCAGUUUAUCAAAUACACCAUUCUGUACAAUA